UGCAUCAGACUGCAUCGCCGCUUCCUCGAAACAAGUUGUUUUGCAUCCUCGUGGGGCAAAUAAGACAUUUUCUGGUGUUCUUKAAGCCGUUUUGGAACAAUUAUCAAAAUGUGCGGAAUUUGGGCYAUCUUUGGAAUUCCUGACUACCCYAAGUAYGCAUCGUAUGCAAUGAAGAUAACAGGGCGUGGUCCGGACUGYUUUCGCAUGGAGACCAUWCCACAUUUCGAGAAUUGUUGCCUUGCRUUUCACCGUCUUGCUGUCGUUGACGAUCUGUACGGUAUGCAGCCAAUGAGAGUCAAGAAGUUGCCUCACCUGUACUUACUGUACAAUGGAGAAAUCUACAAUCAUAAAAUGGUGGAGGAACAGUACGACUUUGAUGUUAUGACGAAGUGUGAUGGUGAAGUCAUUCUCCAUCUUUACGACAAAUUCGGCGCGGAGAAGACGGCUCAGAUGCUUGACGGCGUGUUUGCAUUCUGCAUUAUCGACACCAAGAAAAAGCAAGUGCACUUAGGAAGAGACACGUUUGGAGUUCGUCCRAUGUUUAGGUUGACAAUGAAAGGGAUGCUGGAGGCUCCAUUGGCAAUGUGCUCAGAAAUGAAGUCCCUGGUGGACAUUGAGAAACACAUAGCUGAUAACGGACAUAAGACUGAACUAGCAGCGUUUCCCCCAGGACAUUAUGCAUCAUACAGUAUGAGCGCCGAUGGAUUACUGAGCCUGAUUAAAACAGGGCCUUACACCCACAUUGGAAAGAGACCUGUCUUUGAGACAAAAGUUCAACCCAAAUCCUCCGAUCACUUCGAAAAUAUACGUGUAAUUUUCACUGAGGCUGURAGGAAACGUYUAAUGGCUGACCGUCGCAUUGGAUGUCUCCUCUCAGGCGGUCUGGACUCUAGUUUAGUGGCUGCUUUACUAACRAAGCUGGCUAARGAAGCUGGGAUAGAUUACCCAAUCCAGACGUUCUCCAUUGGUAUGGAAGGYAGCACUGAUGUCAUGGCUGCGAGGAAGGUCGCAGCUCAUAUCAAYAGUGAACACCACGAGGUUACAUUUAGCGCGGAAGAAGGUAUUCAGGCUCUAAAAGAYGUCAUUUACGCCUUGGAAUCGUACGAUAUCACGACCAUCCGUGCUUCAGUUGGUAUGUACCUAGUGUCCAAGUACAUAAGCAAAGAAACAGAUACCGUUGUACUGUACUCUGGCGAAGGUUCUGAUGAACUAUGUCAGGGUUAUAUCUAUUUCCACAAGGCUCCUUCGGCCGACGAAGCAGACGAAGAGACCAGACGCCUUCUCAAAGAUCUAUACAUGUUUGACGUGUUAAGGAGUGAUCGUUCAACGGCUGUUCAUGGUCUUGAAGUACGUGUACCAUUUCUUGAUGUCGACUUUACUUCAUACUUCCUUUCCCUUCCAGCGGAAUUGAGGCAACCGAACAAGGGAAUAGAAAAGUGGCUUCUCCGAAGUGCUUUCGAUGGAACUGAUCUUCUUCCUAAAGAUAUCUUGUGGAGACCAAAAGAAGCGUUCAGCGAUGGAGUCUCGAGCACCGACCCUGGCAAGUCUUGGUUUGAAAUUCUUCAGAAAUUCGUCUCAAGUCAAGUUCCCGAUGAAGCGCUAGCCGAAGCUGAGAAGCUGUACCCAUUUAACACUCCCACGACCAAAGAGGCGUUCUACUAUCGYCAAAUAUUUGAAAACUCCUUCAAAGGACACGAGAAUCUGAUUUCUUAUUUCUGGAUGCCGAAGUGGAUUGAAGCGAAAGAUCCCUCUGCAAGAACUCUCUCUCAUUACAAGUGACUURUUACAGUGACUUGUGAUUGGCAGUUAACUUAGAACUUAUUAUAGAUAAUACUGCAAUGGAAUAUAAGUUAUAAAAAGUUGUAUCUAUAUUUCUGCAAAUAAAACAUGUUGUGUCCCUGAGA
Messenger RNA from Exaiptasia diaphana, 1904 nucleotides. RefSeq names its product asparagine synthetase [glutamine-hydrolyzing]. The coding region runs from base 109 to 1779 and encodes 556 amino acids. Gene Ontology annotation, cellular component: cytosol. The transcript is spliced from 2 exons. The record is from RefSeq and is a predicted model, not a curated record. Gene Ontology annotation, molecular function: asparagine synthase (glutamine-hydrolyzing) activity. NCBI's taxonomy places the organism in Eukaryota, Metazoa, Cnidaria, Anthozoa, Actiniaria, Aiptasiidae.